Molecule: messenger RNA, 411 nt
Organism: Xyrichtys novacula (pearly razorfish)
Lineage: Eukaryota; Metazoa; Chordata; Actinopteri; Labriformes; Labridae
Source: the annotation of a GenBank genome assembly
AUGGCAAAGGCGAAGCAGAAACACCAGCAAAAUAUGACCAAUGCUGGACAGAUAGUGGACAGCCUUCAGCAUGAGCUCCAAAACCUAAGUCAGGCUCCCUUUGGCCAAACAUCACGGGACCAGUUUGUCAUCAUGUCUUUGAAGACAGAGCAUAAAACCAUCUAUCAGAAGAUGAGAGAGGAGAUGGUGGUCCUGCAACACUAUGCAACCCAGAAGGAGCAGAUGUUGAUGACAGAGCUUGAGAAGCUUAAGAAUCAGCUCAACGUCCAGAAGAACUUCAGAACAGAGCUUCAAGCCACAAAUGACGAGAACCUUGGACAACUUAGAGCUAUGAUUCUUGAGGAGAAGAACUUGAAAGAUAUAAAUCAGCUCACAGGAAGCUCACUGAGAAGUACAAGUCUGAAGUCCUGA